Fraxinus pennsylvanica is the source of this 2253-nucleotide messenger RNA. The record is from the annotation of a GenBank genome assembly. Lineage: Eukaryota; Viridiplantae; Streptophyta; Magnoliopsida; Lamiales; Oleaceae.
AUGGAGUUUGUAAUUGAGAAAGUUGAUCGAUUUGAAGCAAAGGCUACACAGGCCAGCACAUUAGCUUCAAUUGAUUUAAUCCUUGGCGGGCUGGACAAUGAACAUAAGAAGAUGUUCAGAGCUUCUUGCUUUGGGCAAUUUGUUGGAAUGAGACGCAUUAAGUUCUCUGGUCAACUUAUACACCAGUUGCUGAAUAGGCUAGUUAAGUGUGACAAGGAGGAUGAGCUAUGUUGUCCAUGGGGGAAAGAGAGCUUCCGCCGCACUAUUGCAACAUUCAAGAGAGAUUGGAGAGGAAAAAGUAAGGAAUUGAAGAUCAACCCUAAGCCAAGCCGUUUCAAGUAUUCCUUACAUGGCUUUCCACUUGCAUUGCAGGUUUGGGCAUACGAGGCAAUGCCACAUGUAGGACGUCAGUUUGCUUCAAAAUUUCAACAUAAAGUCCCAAGGAUGGUUUGUUGGGACGCAACAAUUGCUCCUACAUCUUCUGAGAUUAAUGAUGUUCUAAACCAGCGGAAACUUAUUGUUUAUUGCAUCAUAAGGCCAACUGACGAGGAGAAUUCUGAACAAUAUAUGAGAGAUUUCAGUCCAUUUGAAAGCGAAUCACGUGAUCGGAGAUUUGAUGAAAUUAUUGAUAAUUUGGACAAUUACAUGCCCCCUGGUUUUAAAACUCCAAUAGAGUUAGACGUAGAUGGUAUGGCGGGGCAUUCUGCCUGUGAAGCAAAUUUGGGGGAUAUGGAGGGGUCUGCAACACAUGAAACACCAAGAUUUUCUCCAAGACAUCGAUAUGCUUGGUCAGAUGAGGGGACAUCACAUAUUCACCAGCCUAGAGGUGGCUUUCUCACUCAUAUAGAGUUCAAUCAACGAGUAUCACAGAUUGAGAAGAGGUUUGCAUCUGUAGAGAAACAGAUUUCGAAGGAGAUUGAUAGUGUGCGAUCUUAUUGUGGAGUUAUAGAGAAAAAGAUUGACACGGUAAUAGAGCUGCUUCAAAAUGCUAACAUGUCCAGUGGCUCCAGACAUCAGAGUAGAUAUGAACAUCACAGUGGUUUUGAGCAUCGGGGUGGAAAUGAGCAUCACAAUAGCUUUAAGCAUCAGAGUGCAUAUGAGGAUGAAGUUGGCUUUGAGCACAACAGACCAUCUACUUCAAUGUUUGACAACCCAAUGUUAGAUGUAUAUCCAUCAGAUGUGCAAUCACAAUACAAACAUGUGAAGAGUUUGAUUCAUCAGCAACAGUCGAUGAAAGUAGACUCGACCAGUGUAUGUACCCCCAACAGUCUCAUGUAUUCUAGGGAAGCAGACUUCUUCGACCAUGAUGGACAAGAGAUAUGUUGGCCGGAAGGACAAGUGGUUGAUCCAUUGAAUACCAAUGACUUCCUAUGUUGGCAAGCACAACCAAGCCAAGGAGUUGAUUUAAAAUUGGUGAAAUGCAAUAAGAAAUUAUACGGAGAUAUACUAACAAGUGGUGGGUGGUUAGUUAACAAGAAGAAGCAAAAAAUGUAUCCAAGUAUGUAUAGUGAUAAAAAUGGGUCUGGAAGAUUACGACGCAGCCAGAGGCUCCUUUCUGUGAAGGAUUCUUCUAGCAAGGAAUGGGAACAAAUUGAUUUGGAGUCAUCAUCUUCCGAUUCUCGACUUGAUGAGGAUCAUUCUGAUACACAGUUUGAUUCCGCAUCAGAUUCUGCUGGCUUAUGUAGCAAUCAUUGUACUCGAAUUCCUAUAGGUCCACUUUUUCAAGCAGAUGUACCAGAAUCAUGUGGAGAGGCUAACGAAAGUGAUUCUAAAUGGAUAGGUACCUUAAUUUGGCCACUGGAGAAAGUAGAAGUAAACCAAACCUUAAUUGAGGGGGAUUCUGUUGGAAAAGGUAGACAGGAAUCCUGUUGCUGCCAGUCUCCAGGCUCUGUUGAAUGUGUGAGGUUCCAUGUGGGUGAGAAAAGGACGAUGGUGAAGCUGGAGUUAGGCUCUGCUUAUUAUGGAUGGAAAUUUGAUAGCGUGGGUGAGGAAGUUGCACUUUCUUGGACAAAAGAAGAUGAAAACAAAUUUCAGCAUAUAGUGAAGUCGAGACCUUCCUCUGUGUAUUUCUGGGAUGAACUUUUCCACGUCCUUCCUUGCAAAGGCAGGGAAUCAUUGGUGAGCUACUACUACAAUGUUUUUCUUCUUCAGCACAGAGGUUAUCAGAAUAGGACUUCUAUGAGUAAUAUUGACAGUGAGGAUGAGGAAUCAGAAUUUGGACCAGUACGUAAGAUCUGGACAAAUGGCUGCUGA